AUGGCUGCAUCCAAAUUUGUAGCCCCUUCCCUGUCAGAAUGCCAGUGCCUUCUCUGUACGGAAAUCCUAAUUGAACCUGUGACUUUUCCUUGCGACCACACAGUGUGCAAACCAUGUUUUCAGGAACUGCUCCUGAAGAUGGAGCUACGCUGUCCUUUCUGCCGCACCUGGAUCUCUUCGUGGGUGCAAUACCAUAGCCAAAGAAAUACUCUCACCGACCUAGAUCUGUGGGCGAAAGUCCAGAGACACUUUCCCCAGGAAUGCCGGCUCAGAGCUUCUGGGCAAGAAACUGGGCUCGUCUUUGAGAGCGACCCGCCGGUUCAUGUGUUAAUUGCCCCUGGGGAAUUGAGGCGAGAAUAUGAAGUGGAGAAGAAGAAGAUGGAAGCUGAGCUCAAAGCCCAGAAAGAAAAAGAAGAAAAGGCUAGUGCAGAAUACAUACAAUCACUAUUGGAAGAGGAGGAGGAGGAGGAACAAAAACUACUGGCAGAAAAACGGCAGAAAGAGCUGGAAGAACAACUGAAAAGGGAAGAAGAAGAAAGAAAGCUAAGCAUUAACAAUCCAGCCACGACAAAAGCAUCAAGAAAAAGAAAGAUGAAGCAAAAGCAUGGUGACACUACUGCAGCUCAGUCUCAGAGUGGGUCAACAUCCCAGCCUGAAGUACAAGAAGUCAGGAGUGCGCUAUCUGAUAACAGGGGUAGCCUUGCAGAAGGCCCUGGGGGGCAAGAUAGGAAUGUGGAAGAAAAUGUGCCAACCCCUGCUCCACAAACCAGCCUUGAAAUUCAAAAUCAAGGUGAGAAGUCCACAGUACAGUCACCUAUGCUAUCACCUUGUGCCAGUAAUGUAGAGUGGGGUGUCGAAGAAAAUGUCCCAAGACCCAGCUGUACUGGAAUCAACUCGACUAAAGAAAACCCCAAAUCUUUGCUUGUUUCUGCAAGAGGAAGGAAAGUGUUCAGAAAAUAUUCCUCAGAGCUACAGAAAGCAAAGAUUAAUGUUAUGGAAAAAAUGGCACAUUUGGAGCAGCUGUAUUUUGAGAAACAGAAACAAGAAGAACAAGAUAGGCUAUUUGCAUUGCAACUUCAUGAAAAGCUUAAUAAAACCAUAAUUAAAAAAUGGCAGAAAGAAUUAAAAAAGGAAAAUAUAACCAACGAUAUAACAACACCUCCAAACACCCUGGAAAUGGAAAAUGAAUGUACAACAAAUUCCAAUGAAAAUGACUCCUAA
Jaculus jaculus (lesser Egyptian jerboa) is the source of this 1221-nucleotide messenger RNA. Its product is annotated as E3 ubiquitin-protein ligase RNF168-like. Gene Ontology annotation, cellular component: nucleus; site of double-strand break. Gene Ontology annotation, molecular function: nucleosome binding; ubiquitin-protein transferase activity. Bases 1 to 1221 code for a protein of 406 amino acids. The transcript has a single exon. Gene Ontology annotation, biological process: double-strand break repair. NCBI's taxonomy places the organism in Eukaryota, Metazoa, Chordata, Mammalia, Rodentia, Dipodidae. The record is from RefSeq and is a predicted model, not a curated record.